UUGGUUUUGUGUUUCAAAACAAAAGCGUUUUAUCAGUGCAGUUGAUUGGAAGAUGUUUUACGUACUUGUAAAAAAAGAGUGAGAUGUUUUAAGAGGUUAUGUAUGCCGGGAAGAAGUAUUUUGCCCCAGAAAGUGCGUCAACCCAAUUCUUUUCCAAUAAGAAACAUUUGUAGAUAAAAAUUGGUUGUUUUAUUAAAUUAAACAAUCAUAAAGUAGUGAAAAUUCAUUGAAGACAGGUGCGAAGGCUACAGAGUUCCGGAAACUGAUAAGAGGCAGUGAUUAAUAGCUAUAUGCCACGUUGUUUGCAAUAGUCAUUUAUUGGGCAGAAUGCGGAGGAACUCUGCGAGAAUUGUUAAAUUAUCAAUUAUCUUCCUUGUUGCGGUUGUUGUUAUGAUUCUCCUGUACAGAUCAUUAAAUAGCACAUUGAAUUUGCCAACAAAGAAGGAGAAGGUAGUAGAGCAUCCCAGACAUGGGGCAUUCUUCUCUGGAUCACCCAAAAAUGUUCACAAAAAGAAAAUAGACUGGCAUGACUAUGAAGCCAUUAAGAGUGAUUCAGCGAGGGAGGGUAUUGGGGAACGGGGAGUUGCAGGAUUAGUUCCUGUGGAGGAGAAUGAUCUCAAGGAGUCCAUGUACAGAUCAAAUGGAUUCAAUGCACUCCUAAGUGAUAAAAUAUCCGUCAAUCGAUCAAUUCCUGACAUUCGUCACAAAAAGUGUAAGGAUAAAAAAUACUACAGUGAAUUGCCUUCAGUGAGUGUUAUUGUGCCAUUCUAUGAGGAACACUGGAGCACAUUGCUCAGAACUGCCUAUAGUGUCCUCAAUCGGUCCCCUCCCGAAUUAAUUGCAGAAAUCAUUCUGGUGGAUGAUGGAAGUGAGAAAACAUUCCUGAAAGAUCCCCUGGAUCGGUAUGUUGAAUCGAAAUUGCCCAAAGUCAAGGUGAUUCACUUGCCUGAACGAAUGGGCCUAAUUGGGGCAAGAUUGGCUGGUGCUAAGAGGGCCACAGGUGAUGUUCUGGUCUUCUUAGAUUCCCACACAGAAGCCAAUGUCAAUUGGUUGCCACCAUUGCUGGAUCCCAUUGCAGAGAACUAUCGGGUGUGCACUUGUCCUUUCAUUGACGUAAUUGCUCAUGAUACGUUUGAGUAUCGGGCGCAAGAUGAAGGUGCCCGAGGGGCUUUCGAUUGGCAGUUUCACUACAAGAGACUGCCAAUUCUGGAGAAGGACAAGGAACAUCCCGAUGAACCUUUUGCCAGUCCUGUGAUGGCUGGUGGGUUGUUUGCCAUUAGUGCAAAGUUCUUUUGGGAACUCGGUGGCUAUGAUCCGGGGUUGGAUAUUUGGGGUGGUGAGCAGUACGAAUUGAGCUUUAAGAUUUGGCAAUGUGGUGGAGCGAUGUAUGACAUUCCCUGUUCACGUGUUGGCCACGUCUAUCGAGGGCCAAUGGAUGCUCGACCUAAUCCCAGAAAAGUUGACUUUGUGUCGCGGAACUACAAAAGAGUAGCCGAAGUUUGGAUGGAUGAGUACAAGAAUUAUUUGUAUGAGAGGAAACCAGAGAAUUACAGAGAUCUUGAUCCGGGAGAUCUCAGUGAACAAAAGGCUGUCCGUGAGAGGCUAAAAUGCAAACCAUUUAAGUGGUUUAUGGAAGAGGUGGCAUUUGAUUUGAUCAAGAAGUAUCCACCAGUUGAACCUCCAGACUAUGCCAGCGGAGUCAUUCAGAACGUUGGAAGUCCUCAUCUCUGUGUUGAUACUCUAAAUGCAGGCAAUGGAGGCACAUUUGGUCUCUUUCCGUGUGCUUCAAAUUUCGAGAGACCACAGAAAAAUCAAUGGUGGGCACUGUCAUGGCGACAGGAUCUGCGGCAGAAGCAUGAGGAAUUCUGCUGGGAUGUCUCGAGCAGUGAAAAGAAUGCUCCAAUUCUGCUUUGGCACUGUCAUACUCAGGGUGGCAAUCAAUACUUCCGAUACGAUCCAGAGAAACAAUGGAUCCUGCAGGGAGUCUACGAGCGUUGCGUAGAGGGAGAUCCAAUAGACAAGAAAAUUUAUGUGAAUCAGUGUGACGAAAAUAAUUUGAAUAUGAAAUGGAAGUGGGGUUUCCUCAAUCAGACAGCAAUGGACAUGUGGGAGGACGAGAGGAAGAGAUUGAACAAAAAACACUAAGUCCUAUAUCCGUCAAUAAAAAAAAAACAAACUUAUCAAUUUUAGGUAUAAAAAAUGGAAAAUUGUUCAACUUGCCAAUACUAGUAUUGUACAUUUCCAUCAUGAGAAAUAGUAUCUAGUCUUAAGAAAUUGAUCAUAUCGCAGAAAAUAAACGCUCAAUCUAUUUUACAAGUUA
Molecule: messenger RNA, 2320 nt
Organism: Phlebotomus papatasi
Lineage: Eukaryota; Metazoa; Arthropoda; Insecta; Diptera; Psychodidae
Product: N-acetylgalactosaminyltransferase 6-like
Exons: 4
Coding region: 328-2145 (605 amino acids)
Cellular component (GO): Golgi apparatus
Source: RefSeq, a predicted model, not a curated record